ACGAAAAUGUGGUUCUGGCAAUUAAUUUUAAGUGUACUAGUUUUAUCUACUGGUGGUAUGAUCCGAGACUCGAAAGAUAUAGAUGUGUCUUUGUUUACAAAUGAAAUUGAAUUAUGGGCAAAGUUAGAACAUGAAACAGAAUUGUUUAAAGAUAUGAUCCAAUCUUUAAGAAUUCCUACAGAAUUUCAGAACUUGGAUUGGAAAUCUUUAACUGCAACUUCAAAUACAGCUAUAUGUAUAAUAUGUCAAGGAAUUGUGAAAACAUUUAUGAAUUUACGACAUGAAGGAAUGUCUGAAGAAAAUAUAAAACACAAAAUAAUUAAAUUAUGUGUACUGUUAAAUAUUCAGACAGAAAAAGUUUGUAAAGGAGUUAUUGAAUUGAACUUACCUGUCAUUCUAUAUAUAGUAGAUUCCAAGCCAAACUUGACAGCUACCACAAUUUGUGGUGUUGUACUAGAAUCAAAAUCUUGUCCUUUAAAGGAUCCUGAAUUUAUUUGGAAUAUUGAUAUCAAUAAUAAACCUAAUAUAAUAAUUACUGAAAAUGAAACACAAGAACAAAUGAAAAUUUUACAAAUAACAGAUCUUCAUUACGAUCCUCUUUAUGAACCAAAUGGUAAUUCAAAUUGUGGAGAACCAGUAUGUUGUCGAAAAGGACAAAAUAAAACUGGUAUAACAUCACUUGCUGGGUUUUGGGGAGACUAUAAAUCUUGCGAUACUCCAUGGCAUGCAAUUACUGAUGCUUUAAAGCACAUAAAAGAUAUACAUCAGGAUAUAGAUGUCAUAUAUUUUACUGGUGAUAUAAUAGACCAUGGUGUAUGGGAAACUUCAAAAGAAGGAAACAUAGAAAGUCUUAUAAAAAUUUAUAAUUACAUUAACAAUGUUUUUAAUGAUACUAUAAUAUAUCCAAUACUUGGAAAUCAUGAACCAAAUCCUUUAAAUCAAUUUGCACCAAAAAGUAUAACACAAAAUAAUUUAACAACAAAUUGGCUUUAUAAAUUAAUGGCAGAUUUAUGGAUUGAAUAUGGCUGGUUACCAGAAUCUACACGUUCUACUAUACUUCAAGGAGGAUAUUAUACUGUUAACUCAAAAAAAAAAUUUAGAAUCAUAGCUUUGAAUACUAAUGUUUGUUACAGUUACAAUUGGUGGCUUUGGUAUAGUCCAAAAGAUCCUGAUAAUCAACUACAAUGGCUUGUAAAUACUCUUUUGGAAGCAGAGAAAAAUAAUGAAUUCGUACAUAUUUUAUCCCACAUACCUGCCAAUAGUAAUAGCUGUUUAAGGACAUGGAAACGAGAAUAUUUACGAAUAAUCAAUAGAUUCUCACAUUUAAUUAAAGCUGAAUUUAAUGGACACACUCAUAAUGAUGAAAUAGCAAUAUUUUAUAAUUCUAAUAAUGAAGCAAAAAAUGUGGCCUGGAAUGGUGGUAGUAUAACAGCUUAUUCAAAAUUGAAUCCAAAUUAUAAAAUAUAUACAGUUAAUUGUAGUAAUUACGAAGUAACUGAUUACCAAAAUUGGAUGUAUGAUCUUAGUCUUGCUAAUAAGAAUAUCAAUAUAAGACCAACCUGGUAUAAAUCAUAUUCUUUUAAAACAGAAUAUGGUCUUUCAGAUUUGUCUGUCAAAUCUUUAAGCAAUUGGUUAUCUAUAGCAAUAAAGAAUGAAACGUUAUUAAACAAAUAUUACAAGAACUUUUACAAGCAAGCAAAACCUUCUUUACAAGGCAUUUGUAAUUUAAACUGUAAGAAACAAUAUUUAUGUCGUACAAUUGUACAUUUAGAAUCCAAGUCAUGUAAUGAUAUUUUAGAAGGUUAA
This is a messenger RNA of Eufriesea mexicana, 1806 nucleotides long. Its product is annotated as sphingomyelin phosphodiesterase 1. NCBI's taxonomy places the organism in Eukaryota, Metazoa, Arthropoda, Insecta, Hymenoptera, Apidae. The record is from RefSeq and is a predicted model, not a curated record. Gene Ontology annotation, cellular component: lysosome. The coding region runs from base 7 to 1806 and encodes 599 amino acids. The transcript has 8 exons. Gene Ontology annotation, biological process: sphingomyelin catabolic process; ceramide biosynthetic process. Gene Ontology annotation, molecular function: acid sphingomyelin phosphodiesterase activity.